UUUGAAACUUUCACUGCACAUCUGUGCAUCACUGCAUGGACUAGGCACCAAGCCAACGGCUGAAUUCCUACGAGUCCGUGCAGCUCCCACACGUUUACAGCACUAGGACCCAGAGGGAGCUUCAUUUCUGUGAGUCAGUGCAGCUAGCUGAGCCCUGAGAGCAGUGAAUGAGGCUGGAAAGGCAGAGGGAAUGUGAAUGGCUCUUUUGGCUUGGGAAAGUGUCCACGGACUGGGGUGCUACAGACUACAAAACAGCUUGGACAACUCUCCAGAUUCCCUGUUCCCCCGGUGUCGAGUGAUACAGCUCUAAGUUUUAUUCCACUGGGGCCACUGACUUCAGGCCAAUCAGGUUCACAUGAUCCUUCUAAGUGGAACGCAGAGUAAGCAACUCCCAGACUCAGCUACGCUGCCAAACUGGCCUGAUGGCAUGUUGCAGCCAAGCCCAGCUCAGCAUCUGGAUGAAAUAAAGACCUUUCUGGGGAGCAGUUUUUUGGGCAGUAUACUCAGAGGCAGCCUGAACUUGGACAAAUCCCAUCUGCCCUUGUGACAUGUGGUGUCUGAGCUCUUCUGGGAAGGAGCCUGGGCUUUAUCUGCCCAAAAUCAGCAAUGUGGUGCGUCCUGAAAGGGCAGAUGGGAUAGAUGGAGGCUGCUGGAGGCUGCUGAGCCAGCCAGAGUGCUGGGGCAUGUCCACAUGGCAGGUGCAUAGCGUAAUGUCCAUGCUGUACUACACUCUGAUUAUAGCUUUUUUCAUCGGCACACAGGCAGCUCCAAAGUCAGAAGACAAUGCUCCACUGGAGUAUCCUGCAGAACACUCCCUACCCAAAUCCCACCAGAGUAACGGACACCACAUUUCCAAGGCAGCUCCACAGACAACCCACAGCCACUCUACUUGGACGAUAGGUAGAAGAGAAGAUAUAAACAUUACCAUGGACCCAAGUUUAUUUAAGAAGAAGCGUUUCCGGUCUCCUCGGGUUCUGUUCAGUACACGGCCCCCUCCAGUAUCAGGGCAAGGACAGAAUAUGGGACAGCUCAGCAGUGCAGUCUCUCUCAACAGGACUGCCAGGACCAAGAGGACAGCGCAUCCUGUAUUGCACCGGGGAGAGUUCUCAGUGUGUGACAGUGUCAGCAUGUGGGUUGGGGACAAAACCACAGCCACUGACAUCAAAGGCAAAGAGGUGACAGUGUUGGGAGAGGUCAACAUUAACAACAACAUUUUUAAACAGUACUUUUUUGAGACCAAGUGCAGGGACCCUAAGCCAGUCUCCAGUGGGUGCCGAGGGAUUGAUGCAAAGCACUGGAACUCUUACUGCACCACAACACACACCUUUGUCAAAGCACUGACAAUGGAGGGCAAGCAAGCAGCCUGGCGGUUUAUUCGAAUUGACACAGCCUGCGUGUGUGUGCUCAGCAGGAAGUCGGGGAGACCCUGAGAUGGAGCUAAACCCCAUGACAACAUCCUCCUACCCCCCUACCUCAGCUUGUAAAUUAUUUUAAGUUAUAAAUGACUGCAUGGUGUAUUUAUAGUUUAUACAGUACAGAAAGAACUUCAUUAUUUAUUAAACUCUCUUGGAAACCUUU
Anas platyrhynchos (mallard) is the source of this 1578-nucleotide messenger RNA. It is a transcript of the gene NGF, whose product is annotated as nerve growth factor. Gene Ontology annotation, cellular component: axon; dendrite; synaptic vesicle. Gene Ontology annotation, biological process: nerve development; neuron projection morphogenesis; positive regulation of peptidyl-serine phosphorylation. The record is from RefSeq and is a predicted model, not a curated record. Gene Ontology annotation, molecular function: growth factor activity; nerve growth factor receptor binding. NCBI's taxonomy places the organism in Eukaryota, Metazoa, Chordata, Aves, Anseriformes, Anatidae.